UUUCUACAUUUUCUCAAUUUGCAAUCGGUCUUCAUAAUUUCAAUGGAGAAGAUCAAUACUGAAGAUCAAAAAAAUGUUCGAAAUUUUGUCAAUAAAAUAUUGGAGAAGAUUGUAUUCAAAUGGACUCACAAAACUUCGAUGGAUCUGUUCUGUGCUGCCGAGCUUGCAGAGCUCUGCCACAGAGCCCGUGAGCUCAUUUGGUCUGAGCCAAUAUUCUUGAAGCUGGAGGCGCCGAUUUGUGUUAUGGGGGAUAUUCAUGGACAGUUUGAUGAUUUACUCGCAAUGCUCGAUAUGAAUGGGUGGCCCUUGUCUUCACAAGAAUUUGAGGCUCUCAAGGAUACAACAGUAAGAAGUCGUGAAACAGGAAAAAGACCUCAGAGUGAACCACAUUCGACACAGCCAGAAUCAAGUAACGAUGUAAAACCACCAGUUGCUGCUCCGAAAAGUGUGAACAAAGAGGUAACAACUGGAUACAAGAGAUACCUAUUCCUUGGAGAUUAUGUCGAUCGUGGACCAUUUUCAAUGGAAGUUGUCAUUCUACUCACUGCUCUCAAACUUGCAUAUCCCGAUCGUAUUUAUUUACUGAGAGGGAAUCAUGAAUCAAGAUCAGUUAACACUUCGUAUGGAUUCUAUCGAGAGGUCAAUUAUCGUUAUGAUGCUCAAUUGUACGAAUGCUUCCAGAACAUGUUCAACGUUUUCCCAUUCUGUGCUGUGAUUAACAAUACGAUUAUGUGUAUGCAUGGAGGAAUCAGUGAGCAUCUGACAAGUUUCAAUCAGUUUUCGGUUUUCAAAAGACCACUCGAGAUUCCUGAUGUUGGUGUUCUAACUGAUUUGACAUGGGCUGAUCCUGAUCCGACUGAAAAAGGCUAUAAACCAUCCGCACGUGGUGCAUCUUUUGUCUUCGGACCACCAGCUCUCCGUGCAUUUCUGAAAAAACUGGAUCUUCAAAUGGUUAUCCGUGGUCAUCAAGUUGUUGAAGAUGGCUAUGAAUUCUUCGAUGGUCGACGUCUGGUCACAAUUUUUUCGGCUCCAAACUACUGUGGACAGAAUGACAACACAGCGGCUGUUUUUAGUAUUGAUAAGAAACUGAAGAUUUCGAUCAAUGUCUUCAGGCCGGAGAGCAGAGACAAGAAACGUGGAUUUGAAAAGGAGAGAAAGGCCAAGAAAUGAUCCUGAACUCGUUUAGACUUUUUAUUCGUAGAAAUAAAGAAAUUGAAAUUACU
Molecule: messenger RNA, 1223 nt
Organism: Caenorhabditis elegans
Lineage: Eukaryota; Metazoa; Nematoda; Chromadorea; Rhabditida; Rhabditidae
Gene: Y69E1A.4
Product: Serine/threonine-protein phosphatase
Exons: 4
Coding region: 43-1170 (375 amino acids)
Molecular function (GO): hydrolase activity; protein serine/threonine phosphatase activity
Source: RefSeq, marked reviewed